AUGUCCAGACUCAAGUUACCCACACUCCUUCUCUACCCAAGGACAACCUCAACAACCAACACCAUGUGUGGCAGCUACUACGGAAACUACUAUGGUGGCCGUGGCUAUGGAUGCUGUGGCUAUGGAGGCCUGGGCUGUGGCUAUGGUGGCCUGGGCUAUGGCUACAGAGGCCUGGGCUAUGGCUAUGGAGGCCUGGGCUGUGGCUAUGGCUGUGGCUUCCGCAGACUGGGCUGUGGCUAUGGCUGUGGCUAUGGAUAUGGCUCCCGCUCCCUCUGUGGCUGUGGUUAUGGAUGUGGAUCAGGCUUUGGAUACUACUAUUGAGGAGAUUGUGGGAGUGUCAUCUGCCACACAGAUGAUGUCAUGAUUCACCAUCCCUGAAUCCCAUGCCCUUAUGCCAAAACACUAAAUUACACCUCAAACUUCUGAUGACAUUUGUUGAUGAACUGAAAUCUGGUGGCCCCAUAUUGAUUUAACAUUCCUAGUUCUCUACCUCGUGUUUAGCUUCAGGAUGAGUGAGAUAAUGUGAUGUUAAUUCUGCAAACCUACUUAUCUCCUUCAACAGAGUGAAGCUGUUAUUUGCCCUAGCUUAUUGAUUUUUAUGCAUUAUUUUGUUUCUUACUAUUUUUAAUAAACUUUA
Messenger RNA from Ictidomys tridecemlineatus (thirteen-lined ground squirrel), 637 nucleotides. NCBI's taxonomy places the organism in Eukaryota, Metazoa, Chordata, Mammalia, Rodentia, Sciuridae. The record is from RefSeq and is a predicted model, not a curated record.